Triticum turgidum subsp. durum (durum wheat) is the source of this 1653-nucleotide messenger RNA. Lineage: Eukaryota; Viridiplantae; Streptophyta; Magnoliopsida; Poales; Poaceae. The record is from the annotation of a GenBank genome assembly.
AUGGAGGAAGCCACGACACCAUCUUCGUCUGAAUCAUGUAGAAUGCCUUUAUCACAGUUGGCCAAAAAACACCUAUUUGAACCUGAUACUAGUGAGCUAGCCAAUCCAGUGAUUACGAAGUUAGGCGUACCACACGGCCAUCCUGAGCUUGGACCACGUGGAUGGACGGCAAGGCCAUUUUUCCCAGCUUGUUGUUAUCAACCUCCCGCACCUGGGCCUAGACUUGAUGAAGCUUCAACCCUUGGGACACAUAUGAUAUCCAAAGGUUUAGGCUGGGAGAAUCAUGAGGUUGAAUACGCUCCAAUGCCUCUUGGGUAUCUUGAAUGGGGUACUAAUGUCUUGAAGAAAUAUCAUACCCAUCUGAAGGGGAGUGAGGAAGGUGUUGAUUACGUCUAUGGAGCCAUUUAUUGUUCUUUAGGCGACUAUUCUGUCUCCCCUUCUCUUUUAAGGUCUUUAUUGGAGAGAUGGGAUCCCAACACCAACACGUUUUUGUUCUCGUCUGGCGAGCGUAUAGUCACACUUCUUGAUAUGCAUCAGAUCGCGGGGUUGCCCCUUGAUGGUGAACCUUAUGAAGAAUAUGUUCCCCUAGCUGAUGAGUUGGAUCCUUCGACUCUUUUGUACCCCAACUUCCUGCCUCGGCUCCUAGAAAUUUGGACCAAGCUUGCUGUGGGUGGCAAAGUAGGUUUCAAGGAAUGGUGUGACUUCUUUCACAAUAGUGGAGUAAACUCCUUUGCUACCAAGAGCUUAGAAGACCAGCGCGUGUACACUGCGGCUUUUCUUGCCAUAUGGCUUUGCCGCUAUGUCGUUGUUGGUGGUGGGCCAUAUAUUCGCCCUGGGGCAUUAGUGAUGGCGGCAUGGAUUUCCCUAGGACGACGUAUCUCUUUGGGCCCACCUGCUCUUUGCUCCCUUUAUUACUCACUUCGGCGAAUUUGUACUCAUCCAAUUGGCCCCUCAUUCAUACACAGGAUUUGGCCGUUCCACUACCUUGCUGGAUGGAUGGGCGUGUACCUCAAGAAACCCUAUGGAAACACAACAAAAACGCCAAAUUUCCCGAGCUCCAGAAUUUUGGCGGUACAACCUAAUAUGGUGAACACCAUGUUUAAGACGCCACGUCAUUUUACACCUAAAGAGGCACAUGCUUUCCUCGAUGACUCUAAGAAUAUUGUUUGGAACCCCUAUUCUCUCACUAUGGAAGGUGUGUUCAAACCCAAGAGGGCUUUCUUAAUUUCUAUUCGUCGAGGCAUGCUGCCGUGGAGGCGUGGUACUAUCACCGCCGAUGUGUGUAUAGCUGAACCAUAUCACCCAGAUCGAGUGGCACGACAGUUUCGUCUUGACCAAGUUGUACCCUUUUCUCCUCUAGCGAGCCUGUAUACUCAAGACGAAAUUGGAAUUGCCUAUGCUUUUUGGUCACACCUAUUAUCCUUUGCUCCUGAAGAAUUCCACUAUUUUCCUGACGAUGAUCGAGUUGGAAACUCCUCUGUAGCAUGGGCUAAUUGGUGGAAAAAAUUUCUAAAGCCUUUCGCUGACAUUCUGGGCCAACUUUGCAAUGGCAACAUGACUGGGAAGACCCCUUAUGAUGUAAGGAUAAUAAGCGUGCACUACAACACAAUAUCAAGCCUCGCCCAUUGUCUGAUAAAGAUUUUAUGGCGGUGA